This is a messenger RNA of Thermochaetoides thermophila DSM 1495, 1521 nucleotides long. RefSeq lists its product as uncharacterized. Gene Ontology annotation, cellular component: plasma membrane. The record is from RefSeq and is a predicted model, not a curated record. Gene Ontology annotation, biological process: cell division. Lineage: Eukaryota; Fungi; Ascomycota; Sordariomycetes; Sordariales; Chaetomiaceae. The transcript has 3 exons. The coding region runs from base 1 to 1521 and encodes 506 amino acids.
AUGGCGUCGAGUCACAAUGACCCCAAGCUCCUCUACGCCAUUGAUGGUGUCAAAGCCUACCACAUCGUCCACGGGCGCGAGGAGCCCCUCACUCCCGCAGGGCCCCAAACUCUCUCCCUCUUAAUGGUCCCAACGACCUCUGUCUUCGCUGACCCCGCCAUCGACCCAGACCAGGACGUCGUCGCGGAACAAGACUUCUACCUGCACCUGCACCUCCCUCCAGAGCUGGACCUGCCGCUGCCAGCGACAACCCAGAUCUACCACCAGCCGCCGACAAGCUAUCUGAUCCCGCGAUGGGACCUGGGCCCAAACAGCGGAGCGUUUACACGCAUCGAAUUCCCCCCGCUGAACAGUCGGCCGGGAGUCCAGGAAGACGUGGAUACGUUCGAGACGAUCCUCGCGCAGUGUACGGCGUUCCUGGAGAGGGCACCACCGCCGAAGCUGAAGAAGGAGGAGUCGCCGAAUUGGUGGGAGGUGGAUGAGCAGAGUGGGAGCUCGGCGGCUGCGAAGACGGCGUAUGCGGCUGGCGAGCAGCUGCCGCCGUAUAACCCCGCUGAUUUUAAGCCUGGUGAGGGCUAUGUUCGGGGGAGUCAGUCGGGGGGUGUGCCCGGGCAGAUUGUGCUCGUUGAUGAGGAGGAUGGGAGCGUCAUUGGGGAGCUAGGCGAUGGGUUCCAGAUCGUGGAGGAUAGCAAGCUGAAGCCGGGAUCAAAGGACCCCGUCGAAAUCACCCUCCCAACUGACGGUAGCAACAAGAUCAACAUCGCACCCAUAUCCCCCGAGCUCUUCGAAGCCGAGCUGCACCCGGCCUACAAGAAAUCCAAGCUCGUCUCCAACGCUUACGCCGCGUCGCGCCUGAUCAUCGCCGGCGCAGAAAUGGUCGGCAAGAUCCUGCAGGCCGAGGCCGAGAACUACACCCGCAAGCACGCUCCCGCCACAAAGCCCAUCACCUUCAAGCCGACUACGCGCGAGCACAUCCGCCGCAUCAGCGCCUUCACUGGUAGUGCGGCCAGCCUGUCGGCCAAGACGGUUGGGCAGAUCACCAGGGCUGCGCAGAACUUUGGCGCUACGCUGGGCGGGCAUCCUAAGGGUAAGAAUGGCGAGCCCAGGAAGAAGGGUUAUGGUCCGGAUGGGAAGCCACUGCCUACUUAUAAGCCAGGGUUGUUGAACAAGUCGUUUAUGGCCUUUUCGACUGUCAUGGAUGGCGUGGAGCAAGCGGGGAGGACGUUGCUUGCGAGCACGUCGGAGGCAGCGACCACGGUGGUUGCGCAUAAGUAUGGGCCUGAGGCUGGGGAGGUGACGAGGAGCUUGAGUGGUGGGAUUAAGAAUGUCGGGUUGGUGUAUAUUGACGUGACGGGUGUGUCGAGACGGGCGAUCAUCAAGAGCGUGGCGAAGGGAAUGGUCAUUGGGCGUACGUCCAAGGGGGAGAGCGUCAUUGUUGGAGGGGGAGAUGGCAAUGUGGUUGUUGCGGGGAAGGGGAAGGGCAAGGAGGCUGAGAUACCCAUGAAUGGACGGUAUAAGUGA